Molecule: messenger RNA, 1612 nt
Organism: Chlamydomonas reinhardtii
Lineage: Eukaryota; Viridiplantae; Chlorophyta; Chlorophyceae; Chlamydomonadales; Chlamydomonadaceae
Exons: 6
Coding region: 204-1181 (325 amino acids)
Biological process (GO): maturation of SSU-rRNA from tricistronic rRNA transcript (SSU-rRNA, 5.8S rRNA, LSU-rRNA)
Cellular component (GO): nucleolus
Source: RefSeq, a predicted model, not a curated record
GUUUCAUUCCCGAAUACCGUUUGAUGGACACAGACAGUAACUACUGCUUUGUGCUGCAUCCUACAGUUCGGUGUACAGUACUGACAGAUAUCCAGGAGUCCCUCUUGAGCAUGACAGCAAAGAAGUCCAAAAAUGAAGCGGGCGAGCCGGAAAUUGACCCAGAAGAAGCUCUGCGAAAGCUAGAGGCAUAUGGCGAGCGCUUCAUGUCCAUGUUUGACGACGAUGGGGCACGCAAGCGGAGCUCGGCGAAAGCCAGCACUAGCGGGCGCGGACAGCAGACGAAAACGGGCACGCCGGCACGAGCGGCGGCGGCGGGCGCCCCUUCAGGGGCUGCGGCGCAGGCGGGUGCUGCUGCCACUAUGCCGCUGAAGGGCGGGAGACAGCCUGCGCCUAGUGCCGCACCCGACGCCAACAGGAGUAAGUUGCCUGCGGCGGCAUCUCCCGCAGCAGCCCCCACUCCUGCUGGCAGCGGUAAGAAACGGAAAGGCGGUAGCGCAAGUGAGAUCGAUGCCAUUAUGAGAGGGGCGGCAAAGAAGAGCAAAUCAGCCGGUGGCGGCAGCGGGAGUCCGGACGUAGUGGGCAAGCCGAGCAAAGCGGCGGCGGCGGCCGCAGCGGCGGCAGCGGCGGCAGAGGCGGCUCGCGCGGAGGCGUUGCGGCGGGAGCGCAAGCUAUUCAUGUCACACAAGGCCAGCAAGGUGCACGAGCUGGCGAGCAGUAGCAGUCCGGCGCCCGGGGGCCGGCGGGGCGCAGCGGCGGCGACGGCGGCGGGCAACGAUGAGGCGGGCCUGACGCCCGAGGAGUUCCAGCGGCUGCACCUGGAGGUGGAGAAGUUCGCCGCUGCCUCGCUGGACAAGAAAGCGGCCAAGCAGUACAAGGCGCGCAUGCUGGCACGUGUGGGCGCCAAGGCCGAGGCCGCGCCGCGCACCGCGCUGUCCAUCGGCAAGGGCAUGGCGCAGGUGGCGGCCAAGCGGCAGGCGCGCGCGCUCGAGGAGGCAAUCGAGGCCGGCAUGGUUUCGCGCAAGGGCCUGGGCAAGAAGAAGCGAGCCAUGUCAGCCAAGAACCGCGACCGUGGCCUGAUGGAGGCCGGGCCAAGCUUCAAGAACGGCGUCCUCCGGGUCAAGCCCAUGAAGAAGGCCCGCAACGACAGCGGCAAGCUGCGCCUACCCAAGGGCGUGUUGUAAGGGCACGGCAGCGAGCUAGGGCGUGCAUGUGCGCCGCAUCAAGUGCCCGGACACGGGCCCGCUGGGCGCUACUGAAUCCAAUUAAGUUCCCGCGCAGCCGUAUCGCCGCUACUCCUAGUCGCAAUGUACUCGGUGUGCCGAAAAAUGCGGUGCCAGGUUGUGAGCCCCGCUGGGGCAUGUCGCAACCGUGGAGGGCACUGUACGCUAGGACGGAGGCCAUGUCAUGCUGUAACCAUGUCAAGUCCGGAUGUACUGUCCCCGCCGGGGGGCCCGUCAACGCAGCCGAAAGACGUCUGUAGUGUCUUGGCGACCCAAAUAGCAGUUUCUCCAAAACAGCAGCAAACUAAAUCGAAAUCAAUCACUGGGUCACAUGGUUACUAGGGACGCGCUCUCAAUCCACCAGGGCACCCCAAUCGCAGGCCCUCCCUCCC